CUGGUCUGUUCAGUACCCAGCGUAGAUGUACCUAGUACGUAGCAGUGACAGGUGAAGGCUUCAGGUUGUGUUAAAUCUAAAAACCAUGGCCCAGGACAUGACUCUUCUGUGGGGCUCCGGCUCUCCUCCCUGCUGGAGGGUGCAGAUCGCUCUGGAGGAGAAGAAUCUGCAGGGCUACAACCAAAAACUGCUCUCCUUUGAGAAAAUGGAGCACAAGUCCCAAGAAGUGUUAGAUAUAAAUGCCAGGGGACAGCUUCCGUCUUUCAAACAUGGAGACGUCAUCGUGAAUGAAUCCUACGCAGCUUGCUUUUACCUGGAGAGUCAGUUUAAGUCUGAAGGAAACAAACUGAUCCCGGACAGCCCGGCAGAACAAGCACUGACGUACCAACGCAUGUUUGAGGGUCUCACAUUCUACGAAAAACUCAAUGCAGUUAUCUACUAUGACUGGUUUGUUCCUGAGGGAGAGAGGCAUGACUCAGCUCUAAAGAGGAACAGGGAAGCACUGGCCACUGAACUCAAGCUCUGGGAGGGUUACCUGCAGAAGCUGGGCCCGGGCUCUCACCUUGCAGGACCAUUCUUCUCUCUGGCAGAUGUGACCGUUUUUCCGACCGUUGCUACUCUUUUCAGAUUUGGGCUGUCUGCUGAGCAUUACCCUAACCUAGGAGAGUAUUAUGCUCUGUUGAAGGAGCGGCCCAGCAUCAAAGCCAGCUGGCCUCCUCACUGGUCGGAGAACCCCAAGGGACAAGACACAUUAAAAGACAUCUGAGAUCCACACACACUUCACAUCUGGUUUGCUACAGUGUUUUUUUCCCCCUUUUAUUUAACAUGGUUUCAGUUCACAAUUUGUCAAUAAACCUCUUUUAGUCUUCCUAACAAAAGAAAACGUGUUGAGAUUACCACUAUGUUCUAGAUAUAUUAGUGUUACAAGGGCAGUAAGAUGCUUCUUAUCUCUUUUGUCAAACUAGCUUUUCUAGUUAGUUCAAAUGUUUUUGUCAAUCAUGCUCCUGUCAAAUCUUUGACAAAGACCAGUUGAUAAACACAAGCUAUGUUAAACUGCAAGAUGUGAUGUUUGCAGGGCAACAGGACGCAGGCAGAAUGUCCCAUUGUGAUAUUGUAUGUAGCAGCUUUUGUUGCUGAGAUACAUCGUGUGUAUACUGUAUCUGAUACGAAUGUCUGUUGACUAAUAUACAUGUACAAGUCACUACAGCAGCAGUUUCAUUGCAUUUUCAGUCUUCCUAUGAAGUCAGUUGUUUAUUGUACUAAAAACACAACCUCCACUCCAGCAAGCAUGUCUUGUAGGUUCUCUUUACACACUGCAUUGUAAACCAGUAUAGUGGCACUACAAUUUUACUGUAUUGUAGCACAGGCCAAAUAAAACCCAAGAUGUCACUGCUACAGGCGUAGCAAAGUCUAAAAA
Sander lucioperca (pikeperch) is the source of this 1417-nucleotide messenger RNA. Its product is annotated as glutathione S-transferase A-like. The record is from RefSeq and is a predicted model, not a curated record. The transcript has 6 exons. Gene Ontology annotation, molecular function: glutathione transferase activity. The coding region runs from base 86 to 766 and encodes 226 amino acids. NCBI's taxonomy places the organism in Eukaryota, Metazoa, Chordata, Actinopteri, Perciformes, Percidae. Gene Ontology annotation, biological process: glutathione metabolic process.